AUGAUUAAGCAGAUCCUUGGCAGGCUGCCGAGGAAGCCGGGGAAGGCUGGGGAUAGCCGGGAAGCUGCUGCUGCGGGGAAUGGAACUGAUCCGUCGAAUUCCUACAGUGUAGCGAGGAGCGUGGACCCAGGGAACAAGAGGGCUGGAAAUGGAGAUUAUCCAGUUCCAUCUGGUGUAACUCCUAACCCAGUGAUGAAUGGGGCUGUGGUGUAUCACUCCAAUGAGCCGUUACCGGCAUUCAAGGACGUGCCGGCGUCCGAGAAGCAGAAUUUGUUUGUCAAGAAGGUGAACCUAUGCUGCGCUGUGUAUGACUUCGCGGAUCCAACAAAGAACCUCAAGGAGAAGGAGGUGAAGCGCCAGACACUUAUGGAGCUUGUUGAUUACGUCACUUCUGCGAAUGGCAAGUUCUCAGAGGUUGUCAUGCUGGAGAUCACAAAGAUGGUGUCGAUUAAUUUGUUCCGGAGCUCCAGCCCCACCCCUCGUGAGAACAAGGCCAUUGAAGGGGUUGAUCUGGAGGAGGACGAGCCUCUCAUGGAUCCUGCAUGGUCUCACCUGCAGAUCGUGUAUGAGGUUUUCUUGAGAUUUGUAGCGUCACAGGAGACAGAUGCGAAGCUGGCCAAGAGAUAUAUUGAUCAUUCCUUCAUUCUUAGGCUGCUAGACCUUUUUGACUCGGAGGACCCCAGGGAAAGGGACUAUCUAAAGACGAUACUUCAUCGAAUAUAUGGUAAAUUCAUGGUUCAUCGACCAUUCAUCAGGAAAGCAAUUAACAACAUAUUCUACAGGUUUAUAUUCGAAACAGAGAAACAUAAUGGCGUUGCAGAGUUGUUGGAGAUCCUGGGCAGUAUUAUCAAUGGGUUUGCCCUUCCGCUUAAGGAAGAGCACAAAUUGUUCCUUGUUCGUGCAUUGAUCCCUCUUCACAAGCCAAAAUGUGUAUCUAUGUACCAUCAGCAGCUAUCCUAUUGCAUCACACAGUUUGUUGAGAAGGACUGCAAACUUGCUGACACAGUUAUUAGGGGCUUACUUAAAUAUUGGCCUGUGACAAACAGUUCAAAGGAGGUGAUGUUCUUGGGUGAGUUAGAAGAGGUUUUAGAGGCAACACAGCUUGCAGAGUUCCAAAGAUGCAUGGUUCCACUCUUCCGUCAGAUUGCCCGUAGCAUGAACAGCUCUCAUUUCCAGGUGGCAGAGCGGGCUCUGUUUCUCUGGAACAAUGACCAUAUUGAAAACCUAAUUAAGCAAAACUACAAGGUGCUAUUACCUAUCAUCUAUCCUGCACUCGAGAGAAACUCCAGAGAUCACUGGAACCAAGCUGUCCGUAGCCUGACGUUGAACGUACGCAAGAUCUUCUCUGAUCAUGAUUCUGCAUUUUUUGGGGAGUGCGUUCAGAGGUUCAAUGAUGAGGAGCUCAAGCAGGAGGAAUCUGAUUCAAAGCGAGAAGCCCUAUGGAAGCGCUUGGAGGAAAUGGCCACGUCAAAACCUGGCAAAAACAAUCCCUUAGGUGCACCCAAUGGCAAACCCAGUCAAGCUGCUGGCUAG
This is a messenger RNA of Miscanthus lutarioriparius, 1533 nucleotides long. The record is from the annotation of a GenBank genome assembly. NCBI's taxonomy places the organism in Eukaryota, Viridiplantae, Streptophyta, Magnoliopsida, Poales, Poaceae.